Messenger RNA from Funneliformis caledonium, 927 nucleotides. The record is from the annotation of a GenBank genome assembly. Lineage: Eukaryota; Fungi; Glomeromycota; Glomeromycetes; Glomerales; Glomeraceae.
AUGACACUGUUGGUACUGGAUGCUUCACCCACAAUGCCACCUGAUAAUUAUCCCACAACAUCAUUCUUAAUACUUCCGCAACGCUACCACCAUUAUCACAGAAUUUUCUUAAACAACGUGUACUUCUGGACUUGUAUGAAAAAUGUUAGAGAACCAAAAAUUAAAACAUCACUUGAAUACGGCAUAAUCGACCUUAAUGACGGCAUUAUUUUGGAAGCUUUAGGUCAAUCAGUAAUAUUGCAUUUUGAAGUGAAGAUGCAAGAAUAUAAGCCCAAAAAAUCUUUAUCUGUAGAAGUUAUGAAAACCUUGAAAAUAUUUAAUGUUACAUCUUUGGAAGACCUUGAAAGAGCACUCACCAAAGUCAAAAUUGAGUAUAAUAAUUUAGAUCAUGAUAUUGUCUAUUUGCGUUGCCUUUUCGAAAAAUUUGGUGAAGUAGAAAGCUUCGUGCAAAAACUUAUUGACAAAAAAUCAAGAAAAAAGAAGAAAUAUGAUGGAAUUUUAUUUUUUAGCAGACAAUUUGAGUUCAUUUUUAUAGAGACGGCAACAACUUCUAUACUCUCAAAGUCAGAUAAAGAUCUAUUGAAGUUACAUAAUGCUAUCGUUCUCAUGUUUAAGCAUAUGGUAUCUACUUUACCAGAAAAAUUAUUACAUGAAAUAUCAUCAUGCCAAGCAAGCAUUAAAGUUUAUUUAGCUAGCUGGCUAACAAACAUGCGACCAGUAGUUUUUUCAAUUAUGGAUUUUGAAAUAGCAGAAGAAAUAACAACAUUUCUAAAAAUGACAAAGGUUGCCGCAAAAAUGCUAUCAUUACGACCUUUCAUUCAAGAUUUACAUAAAAGAUAUCAAAUACUGUUAAUGAAGAAGGCUGAUUAUUAUUUGGAUGAUGAAAACACCUGGACAUCACCACUAAGAAUGAAGGCUUAUCAUUAA